Messenger RNA from Chara braunii, 3222 nucleotides. Lineage: Eukaryota; Viridiplantae; Streptophyta; Charophyceae; Charales; Characeae. The record is from the annotation of a GenBank genome assembly.
CGCCGUUUCUGCCUGUCGUAUCGUCCUGAAGUUCGGAUCCCGGCGAACUUCACGUUUCGGGAGAUAGUAUGUCUUCUUCCAAGGGCGAGGUGGAGCCAACAGGGACCUCCAGGAAGGAAUCAGGAAAAGAUUCCACGAGGCGGUCGUCUAAUGCCACGAAGGGGUGGUCGAACCAUUCGAGGUCGAAAUGGUUCAUCGACUGGUGUUGUGGAGACGCUUCCAACCCCACCGCACAGCCAUGUGGUCCUUUCAUCUUCAUCGAUGACAGCAGAAGGCGUAGAGUGCUUGGUGCUGUCUUGCGGUGGGAGGACGCAAAGGGGGGCCGGCGACAUUUCUAUUUGCAAAAGGUUUAUGGCGCCAAGGGCAACGUCGUUGCCAAUUCGAAAGGGACGUUGAUGGACCUCGAAUUGUGUGAGGGGUUCAGAGCGGGUGUUGUGAACACCCCGUUCUACAGAGAACUCAUUCUCGGGGGCGGUUUUGUUUUGGCGCGUGAAUUUUUCGACAUGUUGGAGGACAGGAACAUCGCUCUCGACGUCCCCUGCGACGUCGGCCCCUCCCUGGAGCUCUCGUUACCGUUGAGGUUGUGCGGCGGUUGUGAAUCAAGCGGGGCAGCGGCGGAGGGCGAUGAUCUGGGUUUUGGUCCCGCCACUCACCUGCACCGUGGCGAGAGCGGAGGUCAGUUCGACGACAGCGAGGAUGAGGGGCCUGCUCCGCCGUUGAGUGACACGCGGCGGUCUGUGUUGUCUAUUCCUGGGGUUCAGACUGACGCUCCGGUUCAGCGGAAGAGUACGGAACCUGCAGGAGAGGUGGCGGCCUUUUCGGAGGUCAACUUUGAGGCGAGCGAGGGACAGAGUGUAGAGGAGGUAACCGCCGGAGGCCUGGGCUCGCAAGGGGCUCCACAAAAGAGGAGGGGGGAUCGUCCAGACGAGUUCGCCGGUUCUACGAAGAAGUUAAAGAGCAAGGCCCCCAGGACUGCGGGGGAGAAACGCAAGGGGACCGAGGGGGAGCAGGGCCGGCAGGUCUUGAAGUGGCGUGAAUUCUGUAAUGUCGCGCUCAACAUGACACCGCACAACAAUUUGUGGAUUCUCGCAGAUCAAAAGGGCGAGGAGGCCAUCAGGAAACAAGGCGCUGCCCUGCGUUCCUAUUUUCCGCUGGCGAUGGUAGGGGAGAACGUCUGGAAACUGGCCGUCGAGUUUUUCGAGAAAUGGGAGACAGGCAGAUUGCUUGAACACGACGGCGCAAAGUGGAUCAUGCGGAAGAAGAAAGUCAAAAACGUGAAGCCUGGGGUUGCCUACAUCGACAACGACAACGUCCCGGUGGACCCGCCGACAAAGAAAGGCAAAAAGGAGAAAGAGGAGGGCGAGUGGUUCGUGCAAGUGCCAGAGUCGGAUGCACAUUGUUGGAAAACGAUGGAGUCGCUGACCGACAAUGAGAAGUGCCGCGUCCUAAAGAAGGUCAUCGCUUGCGAGGUGGUUUGGGUCCAGGCCGGCUCCCUAGCGUUGGCGAAGCUCGGAAAGCUGAGCGUCCAGGAGAUGGUGCAUUUGGUGAAGUGCGACCGGGUGCUGGUGCGUCUAUGGAACUACUACCAGUUCAAGCACGACAAGAGGCCGGACGCGGAUUGGAGCCAGAGGUGCCCUUUCCUGAAAUCAAGGAAAUACGUCACUGACUCCUCGCUGUUCAAGGACUGCCCGCCGUACAUGGGCUGCGACGACGACAAAUCGAUCGAGGCGACGGAGAAGUUGGCCGGUCACAAGAAGUUGUCCGUCGACUGGAGGAAUAAGGUCUUGUCCGUGUUGACUGGCAGUAGACUGAAGAGUCGAGAGAUCGCGCUCGCCGAAGGCAUUGUGCACAUAAAAUGGAAAAAAUACGAGCCACAUCCCGCGCAGCACGCUACAGGGUCGUCCUUGGCAGGUCCGUCAACAAGCCCGGCGUCCCUCGUGUCACCGAUUGCGAAACCGGCGCCUGACACUACCCCGAUGAAGUUGCUGAAGAGACUGCAAGCUCAGGCCUCCGGCCAUCGCUCACUGCAUCCCAGGUCUCACAUCCCGGCCGAUCAUCUGUCUUGGAAGGAUGCCAACAUUCACUUCCUGCCUAAGCCUCAAAGUCGUUCCACGGAGGCAGACUGGGGCCAUGACAUGAUUUGGCAUCCAGGAGUCAUCCAACCGGCGAUCCAAAAGGGUGAGUGGAUCGUGGCCGUCGCUGUCCCGGACGGAGGAUGGAUGCCCCUCCCUCGCGGGUCAAAGUCUGACUUCCUCGACGUCGCUAGAAUUGCGGUCCUCCAGAAAGUAAGGGCCGGGAAUGACUCUUUCGCACCCGGAGACAUGUCCGUCAUUUCCACAGUCGGGCGAUUGUUCGCCGAACUUCAGGACAAGUGCUGGUUGGAGCUGACGGAGGACUACUACGACCUCGAUACGAGCCCCUCGAAGGGAAGGGUGGACUGGAAAAUCCCCCCUCCCAGUGGGAUGCAUGUAAGUACAGGGUCCCGGGGACCGGACGGUGGGGAGAACGAGGGCGACGAGGCUGGGGGCGGCAAAGGAGUCCCGCCUGGUUCGCAGGGCGGGUCUCACGGCGACACCACGACAGCGGAAGGCAGCGGCGGGGUGCCGGGGGAGGCCUUUGGGCAGCGAACAAAGAGGACGGACACGCAGAGCUGGUCAAGAGCGGGGGUGGCGAGUCGUGAUCCCAAAAUAGACAGCGGUGCAGUGAGGGACGGGACUGCGCCGCCUGUGGGGGAUUGCCAACCUCUUCGGUCGGAGCGAGGGGGUACGUGUGGAGGGCCCGGCGACAGGGAGACGGCGAAGUUCGCCGGGAUCCGAACUUCUUCAGGCAAGGGGGGCCAACCAGGGAUUGUGGUGCCGGCGGGAGGGGCUGCGUGCGGGGGGCAGCAAGGGCAUUCGUCGGAAUUCGACACGGGUUCGGGCGAAGUGGCUGGAUUGCAUGCACGGGAAGAAGGCAGGGUGAUGGACAAAGAGAAGGAAGGGGAGGAAGGAGACACAAGGGAGGAAUUGGAGGAAGGAGGGGACGAAGGGGAGGAAGAAGAGGAUGAAGGGGAGGAAGGAGAGGAAGGGGAAGAAACGGAGUUGUCUGGGUUGCUAGGAGGGAAGGAGGGGGAAAAAGGUGAACUCGAUAUUGGAGAUGACGAACGGACGUUCGGCGACGACGAUGACAGAUCUGGGGAGUCGUCCGACUGAUUCGGGCAGCUGUACGGAGAACAUCGCGAGA